CUCGCCUCGCCUCGCCCGCGACCCUCGUCGCCAGAUUUUUGCGUUUUCGAGGAUAUAAGCAGCCCUCUCCCCCCGGCCAUCUUCCGUUCUCCAUCCGCGGAUCUUCUCCAGUCCUCUUAUCGCUCUCGUUCGCAUCUCAUCACCAUGACCAUCAACGUCGGUAUCAACGGUUUCGGUCGUAUCGGCCGUCUCGUCUUCCGUGCCUCCCUCGAGCACCCCGAGGUCCAGGUCACUGCCAUCAACGACCCCUUCAUUACCCCCGAGUACAUGGUCUACCUCUUCAAGUACGACUCGACCCACGGUCGCUUCGAGGGUGAGGUCUCCCACGAGGGUGACAAGUUCAUCGUCAACGGCCACCACAUCACCGUCUACAACUCCAAGAACCCCGCCGAGAUCCCCUGGAAGAACACCGGUGCCGAGUACAUUGUCGAGUCCACUGGUGUCUUCACCACCACUGCUGGUGCCUCUGCCCACUUGACUGGCGGUGCCAAGAAGGUCAUCAUCUCGGCCCCCUCCAACGAUGCCCCCAUGUUCGUCUGCGGUGUCAACCUCGACAAGUACGACCCCUCCAUCCAGGUCCUCUCCAACGCCUCGUGCACCACCAACUGCCUGGCUCCCCUCGCCAAGGUUAUCAACGAGAAGUUCGGCAUUGCUGAGGCUCUCAUGACCACCGUCCACUCCGUCACUGCCACCCAGAAGACCGUUGACGGUCCCUCUGGCAAGGACUGGCGUGCUGGCCGUGGUGCUGGCCAGAACAUCAUCCCCGCCUCCACCGGUGCUGCCAAGGCUGUCGGCAAGGUCAUCCCCGAGCUCAACGGCAAGCUCACUGGCAUGGCUUUCCGUGUUGCCAACCCCGAUGUCUCCGUCGUCGAUCUCACUGCCAAGCUCCAGAAGCCCGCCAAGUACUCCGAGAUCGUCGCCGCCAUCAAGGAGGCCGCCGAUGGACCCCUCAAGGGCAUCCUCGGCUACACCGAGGACGAGGUCGUCUCCACCGACUUUAUCUCCGACCCCCGCUCGUCCAUCUUUGACGUCAAGGCCGGCAUUGCCCUCAACGACACCUUCGUCAAGCUCGUCUCCUGGUACGACAACGAGUACGGCUACUCUCACCGUGUCGUUGAUCUCAUCAUCUACAUUGCCGGCAAGGACGCCCAGGCUUAAACUGCCCCGACGUCUCCCGGUGUGCCGCAAAGAGAUGCAUGGCCGGUCCUUCGGAGUCUGUGAUCCGCCGUCCUGCGCCGUGUCCUGUGAGCGGCGGUCGUUAAUUUAGCACCAUCGCAUGGUGUGCAGCGGCGUUGCCCGCCGGCGACAAUGUUGCUGGUCGGGCGUCGGUGUCUGUGACCGCCGUCUCUGCUCUUGAGCACGGAGCCAGUUUUUUUCUUUUCUCUCCCGUGCUAUUGCGUCCUUUGCCCCCCCCUUUCAAUAUGUAAAUGUCUUUUUCAAACACGACUUUUUGCCAAACAA
Molecule: messenger RNA, 1461 nt
Organism: Polychytrium aggregatum
Lineage: Eukaryota; Fungi; Chytridiomycota; Chytridiomycetes; Polychytriales
Exons: 4
Coding region: 145-1158 (337 amino acids)
Biological process (GO): glucose metabolic process
Molecular function (GO): NADP binding; oxidoreductase activity, acting on the aldehyde or oxo group of donors, NAD or NADP as acceptor; NAD binding
Source: RefSeq, a predicted model, not a curated record